CUCCCUCCUUUUGCUUGCUUUAAAGACCUUUGCUUCCCCACAACUUCCUUCCAUUCCUGCCCUUUCCUUUCUUCACCGUCCGCACAAAAACACUCAUCACAGAGAGAGACAGAGAGAGUUUUUCUAGAAUUUGGAGAGAAGAGAGAGGAAUUUGGGAAUGGCGUCGACGGGAAGGGUAGAUCUGGACGGAAGGCCAAUCAAGGCCAUGACGAUAUGCAUGAUUGGGGCUGGGGGUUUCAUAGGCUCCCACCUUUGCGAGAAAUUGAUGGCUGAGACACCUCACAAGGUGUUGGCGGUGGACGUUUACAGUGACAAGAUCAAGCACCUUCUCGAGCCACAAAGCGGAGGAGCGUCUCUUCCUUGGGGCGAUCGGAUUCAGUUCCACCGCCUCAACAUCAAGAACGAUUCACGCCUUGAAGGCCUCAUCAAGAUGUCAGAUCUGAUUAUAAAUCUUGCGGCGAUCUGCACUCCGGCUGAUUACAACACACGUCCUCUUGAUACAAUCUACAGCAAUUUCAUUGAUGCACUUCCAGUGGUCAAGUAUUGUUCGGAAAAUGGCAAGCGUCUUAUUCACUUCUCUACUUGUGAAGUCUAUGGAAAAACAAUAGGAAGCUUUCUUCCUAAAGAUAGUCCACUGCGGCAGGAUCCCAUUUACUAUGUUCUUAAAGAAGACACUUCCCCUUGCAUUUUUGGUUCAAUUGAGAAGCAGAGGUGGUCCUACGCAUGUGCUAAGCAAUUGAUUGAGAGGCUGAUAUAUGCUGAGGGUGCGGAGAACGGUCUUGAAUUUACCAUUGUGAGGCCUUUUAACUGGAUUGGUCCCAGGAUGGAUUUCAUACCUGGUAUUGACGGUCCCAGUGAGGGUGUUCCAAGAGUUCUGGCAUGCUUUAGCAAUAAUCUCCUAAGGCAUGAGCCACUCAAGCUUGUGGAUGGUGGCCAAUCACAAAGAACUUUCAUAUAUAUCAAGGACGCCAUUGAAGCUGUUCUAUUGAUGAUUGAAAAUCCAACCAGGGCUAAUGGUCAGAUAUUCAAUGUGGGAAAUCCUGACAAUGAAGUUACAGUGAGGCAGCUUGCUGAAAUGAUGACCCAGGUUUAUUCAAAGGUUAGUGGAGAGGCUCCUCUGGAAGUACCUACUAUUGAUGUGAGCUCCAAAGAAUUUUAUGGCGAAGGGUAUGACGACAGUGAUAAGAGAAUUCCAGACAUGACCAUAAUCAAUAGACAACUUGGUUGGAACCCUAAAACCUCUCUUUGGGACUUGCUUGAAUCAACUCUUACCUAUCAACACAGGACAUACGCUGAGGCUGUCAAGCAGGCCAUUUCGAAAGCAGUUGCAAGUUGAGGAAGUGGAUUCUCUCUUAUUAGGGUGCUGCUGCUUGUUAGGUGUUUCAAUACUUUUCAAGAGCCUCUUACAUAUAUCCGUAUAAUGGUUUAUUGUUGUAUACCCAAGAUUUUUUUUUUCUUCGUGCCAAGUUCCAGUCUCUCUAGAUGAUAGUUCACAGUUGCUCAGGAAUUUGUAUCUCCAAUUUCUAUCUUGAGAAGAUAGUAGCUUCUAUCAGGAAAUUAUGUCAUAUUUUGCUGUAAUGCGUUACUGGAGCUUCGGCAUUAUACAAGGAAAGCCAUUCUGUUUAGGGUUUUAUUAUCGUCCAUCUUUCCCCUUUGUUAUCCUUCGAGGAAACAUGUUGCAUUAUUUUGUUCAAUGCAUUCGGGCUUUUGUUUCCCAGUUAUUUGGUUUAUGCCUUUAUAC
This is a messenger RNA of Ilex paraguariensis (yerba mate), 1741 nucleotides long. The record is from the annotation of a GenBank genome assembly. NCBI's taxonomy places the organism in Eukaryota, Viridiplantae, Streptophyta, Magnoliopsida, Aquifoliales, Aquifoliaceae.